Exophiala dermatitidis NIH/UT8656 is the source of this 1809-nucleotide messenger RNA. Its product is annotated as proliferating cell nuclear antigen. Lineage: Eukaryota; Fungi; Ascomycota; Eurotiomycetes; Chaetothyriales; Herpotrichiellaceae. The record is from RefSeq and is a predicted model, not a curated record. Gene Ontology annotation, molecular function: DNA binding; DNA polymerase processivity factor activity; protein kinase activity. The coding region runs from base 1 to 1809 and encodes 602 amino acids. The transcript has 7 exons. Gene Ontology annotation, cellular component: PCNA complex. Gene Ontology annotation, biological process: regulation of DNA replication; leading strand elongation; translesion synthesis.
AUGCCAGUGCAAGACGACACUUCCUUACCAGAUCUUUCAACCGACGGUCUUGAGUUGCUUGGAAUCGGAAUCUCGGGUAUUGUAUACGCCCUUGACAAGGACACUGUGGUCAAGACCGCUCCAAUCUACAACAAUGAGUACGCCACCAACUCAAGCUUUGAAGAUCUCCAGACCGAGAGAGCCGUGUACCAGCAGCUAGGAUCUCAUCCGCGAAUAUGUCAAUACAUCUCAUCCGUGCAACGGGGGAUUGUUCUUGAGAGAUUUGGUGAAGCACUCCGAAAGCGGCUGCGAGAGCUGCACGAGCAGAACAAGACGCCGUCCCCAACCCAGGCUCUCAAGUGGUCUACUCAAGUUGCCGAGGGCGUGGCGUAUCUCCACCAAAAGGGGAUUGUGCAAGGAGAUGUCGGCUGUCAUAACAUUCUUUUGAAAGGCGACGAGAUCAAGUUCUGCGACUUUGGGGGCUCCUCAAUUAACGGAAAGCCAGCCGAGGCUGGUUACGAAUGCCGAUCUCAACGCUGGGACGAGACUGGGGAGAAUCCUUCGAUUCAGAGCGAACUAUUUGCCCUUGGAUCGACCAUCUAUGAAAUCUGGACCACCAUGAAGCCUUACCAAGACGAACCGGAGGAGGUCGUCGAGCAAAACUACAAGGCCCAGCGCUUUCCGGAAGUCAGAACCCUUCCGGUGGCCGAAAUCAUCCUAAAUUGCUGGCAUGGCACUUAUCAAUCUGCGGGUGAGGUGGUCGCCGCUCUUCAAUCACUUCAGGACGAUCCAACAAGGAUGCACAAAUCCAAGGAUUCAAAUGUUGCUGCCAAUAGGAGGACUGUCCUUGCAGCUCUUGCCUGCGUCAUCACUGCCUUUGUCCUAGCAGCCUGGCUCCAGCUGAACCAAAUUCAUCGGCCAACAUAUUUCGAAAGGCUCAUGUCUGGCGACAACGCCGAUAAGAGUAGCAUUUUGGCAGUGCCGUUCCAAUCCUCGGGUGGUUGGAUUGGCACAGAGGGAAUAGGCUCGGGGGGCGCAGUCAACUUAGCCGUGUUGGAAGCACGGCUCGAACAGGCGUCUGCCUUGAAGAAGGUUGUCGAUGCGAUCAAAGACCUCGUCCAAGAUUGCAAUUUCGACUGCAAUGACUCUGGCGUGGCCCUCCAGGCCAUGGACAACUCGCAUGUCGCCCUUGUUUCCAUGAUGCUCAAAGCAGAGAUGUUCUCUCCCUACCGAUGCGACCGCAACAUUGCCCUGGGCAUCAACCUCAACUCCCUGACCAAAGUCCUCCGAGCCGCACAAAACGAAGAUAUUCUCACACUCAAGGCUGAAGAUGCGCCGGACGUCGUCAACUUGGUCUUCGAGAGCAGCGAGACGGACCGUUUGAGCGAAUAUGAUAUCAAGUUGAUGGACAUUGAUCAAGAGCAUUUAGGCAUCCCAGACACUGAAUAUGCUGCCACCAUCGAAAUGCCCAGUGCAGAGUUCCAGCGCAUUUGCCGGGAUCUGAUCGCCAUGUCCGAGUCAGUUUCUAUCGAGGCAAGCAAGGAUGGCGUGCGGUUCGCUUGUCAAGGUGACAUCGGAAGUGGCAGCGUCACCCUCCGACAACACAAGAACAUCGACAAACCUGACCUCGAUGUGACCAUCAAUCUUACCGAGCCCGUGUCCCUGACUUUCUCCCUCAAAUAUCUCGUCAACUUCUGCAAAGCUAGCGGCCUGUCCUCCAGAGUCAAGCUGUGCCUGUCUCAGGAAGUGCCGUUGCUGGUGGAGUACGGUCUAUCUGGCAGCAGCUAUCUACGAUUUUACCUGGCUCCAAAGAUUGGUGAUGACGAAUAA